This is a messenger RNA of Culicoides brevitarsis, 1745 nucleotides long. RefSeq names its product prolyl 3-hydroxylase 1-like. Gene Ontology annotation, cellular component: endoplasmic reticulum. Lineage: Eukaryota; Metazoa; Arthropoda; Insecta; Diptera; Ceratopogonidae. Gene Ontology annotation, biological process: collagen fibril organization. Gene Ontology annotation, molecular function: collagen binding; protein binding. The coding region runs from base 218 to 1633 and encodes 471 amino acids. The transcript has 7 exons. The record is from RefSeq and is a predicted model, not a curated record.
CGCGUUCCCAUUAACUUUGUAGAGCAAUGUUUAUGUUAGAUUUUAAUUAAAAAUUAGAUUAAAAAUACCGGAAGCUCGUUCGUUCGGGCGUUGACGCGUCAUCUCGUCGAACAAAUUGAUUAAAAAGUUCCCAAAAAACGUUUUUGCUGCAUUCAAAUCAACAUCAAUAAAAGAAAUUUACCUCACUCGAAUUCCAAUCCAGUCGGAAUAUUGAACGAUGAUGAAGGACCGAUUAAUUUCAAUCGUCAUAUUGUCGCUCCUUUGUUUCGGUGUCACUCGAGCGCUCGACGACAAAGGUGACACUUUAUCGACGGACGAGCCAAUUAAAUUAGGCGAUGCGACCGAAACUGAGAAUAAUGAAAAUAAAUUAUUAGCUUGGGACGCGCCACUUGCGAAGGAAAGUGCUGCCGAUGACAGCGCAGGUUACAAUCCGCUUUAUCGCAUGCCAUUCACCGAACUUUAUGACAUCGGUGUCGGCGCCUAUCUCGAGAAUAAUUGGAACGAUUGCAUUGUUUACUUGGAAAUUGCGGUGCACGAAUUCAAAGUGUAUCGGCAGGCUGUCGUUAAUUGUCGCCUGCAGUGCGCGUAUCAAAGUGAACGCGAAGAGCCAUUUUACGAUGUGAAAUCGGACAAUUUGCAAUUUUAUGAUUUGAUGCUGAAGAGAACUUUUUGUCUCAAUAGUUGCUAUAAAAAAGUGCUGAAACCGCAAUAUUUGCCACCGUUUUUCGUCUCGCAGUAUUAUUUCGAGAGAUUUAACAAUUUGAGACCUUACGAGUAUUUGCAGCUUUGUUAUUAUCGGGAUACGGAAUAUGAAAAAGCGGCAUCAGCUACUUAUACGGUGCUCAUGCAUAACUUGGAAAACUCACUGCAAAUGAGCAACAUGCAGUUCUACUUGAAGGAACAGAAAGUUGACAUUUCAAAAGUCAAGGACUUGGAGGAACAGCCAUUUGUCCAGCAAUUCAUGGAUGGCAUGGAUGCCUAUCACAAAGAAAACUUUGAGCAGGCCAUUAACAUAUUGGAGGAAUCUUUAUUGAGCUAUCUCAUGUCGCAAGAUGAAUGUCGUGCCUUUUGCGAUGGCGAAUUCGAUCAUGCGGGAUGGCAACCCGAUUUUAUCUCAGCUAUUGGAAACCAUUUCAUCUACGGCCUUUAUUGCAAGCAAAAUUGCACGAGAGAUCUCAACAAUAUUCGCGGCGAAGCGUACGACAAUGUCCUGACGAUCCAUUACGAGUAUUUGCAGUUUGCCUAUUUCAAAAUUGGCGACAUUCAACGAGCAUGCCGUGCGGUGUCGAGCUUCUUGCUGUUUUAUCCGGACGACGAGGAAAUGCUUUAUAACGUCAAGUAUUACAGGACAGAGCAUCAAGCGGCAGAGAACUAUUUCAAGGCGAGAAGUGAAGCAACUCGUUUCUAUCAACGUGCCAUGUACGAAAAGAAGCUACUUCAGUACGCUUUGACCGAGUUUAAUCAACUUUAUGGCGAGGACAUGCGGAAAAGGGCAAUGGAAGUUCAACUACCGUCACUCUUGCAGCUCUAUGCCAAAUAUUCGACAAACGUGACUGACGAGCACGGCAAUGGAGCGUGUCUCUUCAAAAUUAGUACAAAUUUAUUCAAAAGUGCAGUUUUACAGAUGAACUAAGUUUAUAGAAAAUUUCAAUUUUUUUUUUCUCAAGUAAUUGUCUCCAGCGAACGACAAGCAAAGGUCUAACGAUGAUUAUUUUUACGGGUUCGCAACCAAUAAAAACAUUGCC